Messenger RNA from Lactuca saligna, 1293 nucleotides. NCBI's taxonomy places the organism in Eukaryota, Viridiplantae, Streptophyta, Magnoliopsida, Asterales, Asteraceae. The record is from the annotation of a GenBank genome assembly.
AUGUGCAACCUGCAUAGAGUAAAAAGCGGCAAGAAGGUCAUUACAUCCUACUAUGUAUCCAAUCUUCCCGAAGGAGUUUUGAAGGCACAAAUAUGGAAAUCCUUUCAGAAAUAUGGAAGACUGGCGGAUAUCUACAUUGGAGGUAAAAAGGAUCGCUCCGGUUCAACAUUCGCUUUUGUUAGGAUUGAAAACAUCAGAGAUGCAAAAGUUUUGGAGCAUGAAAAAUCAUACCAGGUAGCAUGGAAAGAAACUAAUGCAACUAGAGAUUCAAGAACAUUCGCGGAGGUGACUAAAGGUACGACUUCUAGACCAUUAGCAGCAGGGGCGACUCCAAUUGCUAUCAAACCUGCAACAUUUUCUGUUGGAAUGGAAGACUGUGUGAUGGUUGGUGAGACAAUUAGUAUCCAACAGAUUGCAGAUUUACCCACGGUACUUCCUAUCGACGGAAACCCCGCUGGUAUGGUCUAUUACAUCGGUGGUUUAAAUGUUAUUAUAAAAUUCAUCAAUUCAAAAUCCGCGAAGGCAUUAUAUGAUAAUGAACAUAACUGGAAAUGCUGGUUCAAGUGGCUCAAAAUGGGAUUCAAUGACCUGAUACCAGAGAGGAUUACAUGGAUUAAAAUUCUUGGCUUGCCGGUUAGAAUUAGAUCCAACGAAAACUUUCCACGCAUUGCAAAUACUUUUGGGACCACUCUUGAGAUUAUUGGUGUGGACUGGAAGGCUUUUGAUAUUUCUAUUGGUGAGGUUUGCAUCAUCGCCAAACACAACACAAUUAUAAACGAUGUGGUCAACAUUUCUUUUGUAAACAAAGUAUAUUCUGUUGGUGUUGUAGAGUAUGAUAGAGAUUGGACGACUUUUGAUAGAUCGAUACAGAAGGACCCUGUUGCCCAAGUUAAUGAUGAUAUUGAUGAUGAACCAGAAGAUGACAUGGAGGUGAACGACUCUAAAGAAGAUAAAGGUGACAAACAAGAUUUUGAGGAAGAAGACAAUCAAGAUUCUAAGGAAGAUGCGAUCUCUGAAACAUGGAUGGGUCCAAUCCAACAAGAAUGUGCCCCUAAAGAUGGGGAAAUCGUUGAAGAAUCUGGCGAGUAUGUCGCUCCGACGACGGUGGCGUUAAUGUCCGAAGACCUUGACAAUCCAAGGGAUGAUAGGAAUGGUACUAGUGUAAAAGGUGGUCAACUCCCAGAAGGUCCAGUUAACAAUUCAAUCAAACCUAUUAGCACACCUCCUGAGCCCAAUCAUAACGCAUCUCUUAGGCCCAUUUAUACAAUACCACUUCCUGGAGGUGACGAAUGA